Aspergillus chevalieri is the source of this 762-nucleotide messenger RNA. RefSeq names its product U2 snRNP complex subunit LEA1 (gene lea1). The transcript is spliced from 4 exons. The record is from RefSeq and is a predicted model, not a curated record. Bases 1 to 762 code for a protein of 253 amino acids. Gene Ontology annotation, biological process: mRNA splicing, via spliceosome. Gene Ontology annotation, cellular component: U2 snRNP. NCBI's taxonomy places the organism in Eukaryota, Fungi, Ascomycota, Eurotiomycetes, Eurotiales, Aspergillaceae. Gene Ontology annotation, molecular function: U2 snRNA binding; protein binding.
AUGCGAUUGACCGUCGAGCUCAUCCAGAACUCCAUCUCUUAUAUCAACCCUGUCAAGGAUCGCGAGCUUGACCUCCGAGGACACAAGAUUCCCGCGAUUGAAAACUUGGGUAUUGCAAAGGACCAAGAUGCAAUCGACUUUACAGACAACUCCAUUACCUCCCUCGGAAACUUUCCCUUCUUCCCUCGCCUUCAGACCCUCCUUCUCGCGCGGAAUCGGAUCAAGCAAAUCCAGCCGACGCUGGCGUCGUCGGUUCCCCAUCUGACCACGUUGGUCUUGACAUCGAACAACCUGACAGAAUUGGCGGAUUUGGAUCCUUUGCGGAAUUUGGCGCGGUUAACACAUUUGACCAUACUCGACAACCCCGUUACUAGGAAAGAGAACUACCGGUAUUGGGUUAUCUGGAGAGUUCCCUCUGUUCGGUUCCUCGACUACCAGAAAGUGAAAGACGUCGAACGUACCAAAGCACAGGAACUCUUUGGCACCGCCAAGGAACCCUCUGCGCUUGCAUCCAAGAUCAUGGGCAUCAAAUCUCGCACCUUCGACGUGCCUUCCGGAGGCGUUGCGGAUGAAGCGCAAGGAGACAAGGCAGUCCGGGUGAAGUUGACCGAUGCGGAACGGAAGCGAGUCGAGAAGAUGAUCCGGGAGGCAAGGAGCUUACAAGAAAUCACGCGGUUGGAGAAGGAACUGAAUGAGGGCCGGAUACCCGGAGGGGCUUUGGAUAUGGCAGAAGCGGAGGAUGCGGACAAGAUGCAAACGUGA